Messenger RNA from Procambarus clarkii (red swamp crayfish), 2199 nucleotides. RefSeq names its product Phytanoyl-CoA dioxygenase domain containing 1 (gene Phyhd1). NCBI's taxonomy places the organism in Eukaryota, Metazoa, Arthropoda, Malacostraca, Decapoda, Cambaridae. The record is from RefSeq and is a predicted model, not a curated record.
AGUUGUAUAACAUGUGACGAGGCAUGUGUUAGGGGGGGUGGGGGGUGUCGCCAGACUGAUACCCCGGGCAUGACCAGAUAGCCUCACACUUGUACUCUGUGCAGCUCACCACACGCACUCAUUCAGUGAAGGUCACCACCUACUCGGCACACGUUGUUACUCUUGCUGCUAGAGAAGGAGGAGGAGACAAGAGGAGAGGAAAAGAAAAAUAUAGUACUAUAGAGAGGAAAGAGAGGGGGCAAGUGAGCCCCCCAGCUUAGCCCAGUGUGCAGAACAAGAGGCCAUCAUGACUGACCCGCUCUCCCCUGAGCUGCUCGCUCAGUACAGGAGAGAUGGAUGUGUGUGUGUGCCGGGGUUCUUGACAGAGGAGGAAGCUGACAGUCUACGGGCAGCUUGCAGCCGUCUGGUGGAUGACAUGGACCCUGCCCUACAUACCCCAACCAUCUUCUCCACCACCGACCACAACCAAUCCCGUAGCUCCUACUUCCUUGAAAGUGGUGACAAGGUGCAUUUCUUCUUUGAACAAGGAGCACUGGACAACUCGAAACUGAAAGUGGACAAACAUUUGGCCCUCAACAAGAUAGGCCAUGCCCUCCACUGGCUGGUACCAGAGUUCAAGAAAGUAUCCUUCUCAACCAAGAUGAAGAGAGUUGCCAGGCAACUUGGCUUUGUGUCUCCGGCUGUUGUUCAAUCAAUGUAUAUCUUCAAACAGCCAGGCAUUGGGGGAGAGGUCACACCUCACAAGGACAGCACCUUCCUGUCAACGGAGCCACAGAGCUGUAUAGGAUUCUGGUUUGCUCUGGAGGAUGUUACCUUAGAGAAUGGCUGCCUUUGGUUCAGUCCGGGAUCCCACAAGUGCCCCACCACCCGCAGGUUUAUCCGAAACCCUGACAAGACGGGCGAUCUGACCUGCUUCACUGCUCCUCCUGACCCUGAUGACCCCACCAAGUACAUCCCCAUCCCUGUCCCAAAAGGUACGCUGGUGCUCAUUGAUGGCCAAGUGGAUCACAAGAGUGAGAAGAAUACCUCCCCAAAAUCCCGCCACAUUUAUACCUUUCAUGUCAUCGAACGUCACAAUACAACCUGGGAUCCAAAUAACUGGCUCCAGCCCACUCCACAGAUGCCAUUCACUGGACUUUAUGAAAAUGAGCCUUAAACUAUUGCCAUUUAACAGCACAAAUGGAUAUUGAAAUUUAACCAACAAGGAUGUGUAUGUUAGGAAGUGUAACAGAAAGGUAGACACUAAGAAACAAGUCUUUUUAUAGGAUAUUUUGUUCAGAUGUAAACAAAAUUCAAUUAAAAUUUGUGUAGGUCUCUGUGGAAAGAAUGUCAUUGUGAUAAUGUCUCAGAGAUACUGCUUUGGUUUUACUUACAGUAUACAAAUCAGCUCAUCUCUCUCAUCUCAUUUCCAGAGAGCACAUUUUCAUUACCUCAUUUUCAAGGGGUGGGGAAACUUGCAAGUAUUUAGGAGAUAUAAACCAAUAGACAUGGUAUGUCUUGAAGAACUUUAUUUUUGUUCCUUAAUAUUACACACAGUUUACUCUCACUGCACAAAUCUACACAUUGAAGAACAUGUGUAAAUUAAUGUCCAAGCUUCCUUAACAAUUGUAAACUCAAAAAUAAUACUCAUAGAGAGAGGGAUAAAGUGCCAAGCCAGUCCAACUAUACAGCACUUGGAAGAGAGACGAAGACAAGGAGCUGGGAUAAGAAGGAGGGAAGGAAUGGUGCCCAACCAUUUGGACCAUCGGGGAUAUCACAAGAAGCGAGAUCUCUGCUGUUCCAACGACUCCAUGUGGUGAGGCGAGCAGAUGUGGUAUGAAAAUAUACAACACAAAGGAUAACCUGCCUGGGAGUAGGUAAAAGGAAGCUUCACAGCGAGGCCGACUGAGAGACUGUCAGUGUGUCGAUCUGUUACUAUGCAAAAUCUUGCGUCGUUUCCAAAAUUUCAUUCGUGUAGGUCUCUGUGGAAAGAAUGUCAUUGUGAUAAUGAAACAGAGAUACUGCUUUGGCCCCACCUACAAUAUACAAAUCAGAUCAAAACCAACCCACUGAUGAAACAGGAUGCAAAGUUUAUGUAAUCAAAUGCCCUAAUUAACAGCUUAACUGUAAUGAUAUAUUUUAAACUCAACUGUCCCUGAUACAAUAUAAAAUAUACAGUACUGUAUUGAACAAAUACCAUGCAAAUAAAAAAAUAGCUUU